This is a messenger RNA of Heterocephalus glaber (naked mole-rat), 4457 nucleotides long. RefSeq names its product component of oligomeric golgi complex 3 (gene Cog3). Lineage: Eukaryota; Metazoa; Chordata; Mammalia; Rodentia; Bathyergidae. The record is from RefSeq and is a predicted model, not a curated record. Gene Ontology annotation, biological process: intracellular protein transport; Golgi organization; intra-Golgi vesicle-mediated transport. Gene Ontology annotation, cellular component: cis-Golgi network; COG complex; membrane.
GGUGCGAAAGUCCCGUGCUCCCGGAAGUCGUCCGGGCUUCUCAGUCGGGGUCCCCUGCAACUCGUUGCUACUGAGGGUCCCAGGGGCGGCGGCGAUGGCGGAGGCGGCGCUGCUGCUGCUGCCCCAGGCGGCGGCCGAGCGGGAUGCUCGGGAGAAGCUGGCUCUCUGGGAUCGGAGGCCUGACACGACGGCGCCGCUGACCGACAGGCAGACCGACUCGGUGCUGGAGCUGAAGGCGGCGGCCGAGAACCUGCCGGUGCCGGCCGAGCUACCAAUUGAAGACUCAUGUAGCUUAACUUCCCAGUCACUGCCCAUUGACCUGACUUCAACAGUGCCUGAAUCUACAGAAGACAUUCUCUUGAAGGGUUUUACUUCCUUAGGAAUGGAAGAAGAAAGAAUUGAGACCGCACAGCAGUUUUUUUCGUGGUUUGCAAAGCUCCAAACUCAGAUGGAUCAGGAUGAAGGAACAAAAUAUAGACAGAUGAGGGAUUACUUGUCUGGGUUUCAGGAGCAGUGUGAUGCUAUUUUGAAUGAUGUAAACAGUGCUCUUCAGCAUCUGGAAUCAUUGCAGAACCAGUAUCUCUUUGUGUCUAAUAAGACAGGAACCCUCCAUGAAGCCUGUGAACAGCUCCUAAAAGAACAGUCGGAACUUGUUGAUCUGGCUGAAAAUAUUCAACAAAAGCUUUCUUAUUUUAAUGAAUUGGAAACUAUUAAUACAAAAUUGAAUUCUCCUACUUUGUCUGUAAAUAGUGAAGGAUUUAUACCUAUGCUGGCCAAGUUAGAUGAUUGUAUAACCUAUAUUUCAUCUCAUCCUAAUUUUAAAGAUUAUCCUGUAUACUUGCUGAAGUUUAAACAGUGUCUUUCUAAAGCAUUGCACCUCAUGAAGACAUACACUGUGAAUACACUACAGACUCUCACAAAUCAGUUACUUAAAAGGGAUCCUUCAUCUAUACCUAAUGCAGACAAUUCUUUCACACUAUUUUAUGUGAAAUUUCGAGCUGCUGCCCCCAAAGUCAGAACUCUUAUUGAACAAAUAGAAGAACGAUCCGAAAAAAUACCCGAAUACCAGCAACUGCUCAGUGAUAUCCACCAGUGUUACCUUUCUCAGCGGGAGCUCCUUUUGGGCCCUAGUAUUGCCUGUACUGUCACAGAGUUAACCAGCCAAAACAAUAGAGACCAUUGUGCCUUGGUUCGCAGUGGCUGUGCCUUCAUGGUCCAUGUGUGCCAGGAUGAGCACCAACUUUACAAUGAAUUUUUCACAAAACCGACACCAAAAUUAGAUGAGCUUUUGGAGAAACUGUGUAUGUCAUUGUAUGAUGUCUUCAGGCCAUUGAUCAUUCAUGUCAUUCACUUAGAGACUCUAUCUGAACUUUGUGGGAUUCUUAAAAAUGAAGUGCUUGAAGAUCACGUACAGAACAAUGCUGAACAACUAGGGGCAUUUGCAGCUGGAGCAAAGCAGAUGUUGGAAGAUGUACAAGAGCGGCUUGUGUAUCGAACCCAUAUCUACAUUCAGACGGACAUCACAGGCUACAAACCAGCUCCUGGAGACCUGGCAUAUCCUGAUAAGUUAGUCAUGAUGGAGCAAAUUGCACAGAGUUUAAAAGAUGACCAGAAGAAGUUACCUUCAGAAGCUUCAUUUUCAGAUGUUCGGUUAGAAGAAACAGAGUCUAACAGUCUAACAAAAUCUGGUUCAACAGAAGCCCUCAAUCCUAGACCACAUACCACAAUUUCUCCAGCAGAUCUUCAUGGAAUGUGGUAUCCUACAGUUCGAAGAACUCUUGUCUGUCUCUCCAAAUUAUACAGAUGCAUAGAUAGGGCCGUGUUCCAAGGAUUAUCACAGGAAGCAUUGUCAGCCUGCAUUCAGUCCUUACUUGGAGCAUCAGAGUCUAUCAGCAAAAACAAGACUCAGAUUGAUGGACAGCUUUUCUUAAUUAAGCACCUUUUGAUUCUUCGUGAACAAAUUGCUCCAUUUCACACUGAAUUCACCAUUAAGGAAAUUUCUCUGGACCUCAAGAAAACUAGAGAUGCGGCAUUUAAAAUCCUGAACCCUAUGACUGUUCCAAGAUUUUUUAGGCUGAAUAGCAACAAUGCCUUGAUAGAGUUCUUGUUGGAGGGUACUCCUGAAAUAAGAGAACAUUAUCUUGACUCUAAAAAAGAUGUAGACCGGCAUCUGAAAUCAGCCUGUGAGCAGUUUAUUCAGCAGCAGAGCAAGCUAUUUGUAGAGCAGCUGGAGGAGUUCAUGACAAAGGUUUCAGCAUUAAAAACAAUGGCCAGCCAGGGAGGCCCCAAGUAUACCCUUUCCCAGCAGCCUUGGGCACAGCCAGCGAAGGUUAGUGACCUUGUGGCAACUGCCUAUAAGACAAUAAAAUCAAAGCUGCCUCUGACAUUGAGAAGCAUGUCGCUGUACCUAUCCAAUAAAGAUACAGAGUUCAUUUUAUUUAAACCUGUUAGGAAUAACAUUCAGCAAGUCUUCCAGAAGUUCCACACUCUGUUAAAGGAAGAGUUCAGCCCCGAAGACAUCCAGAUCAUUGCUUGUCCUUCCAUGGAACAGGUAAACCUCCUGCUAUCUGUUCCUAAAUAAGCAGGCUGGUCAGGAAGUGUGAAUGGGCUGAGAGAUCUUGCACCCUGCAGGACUCUGAAGACUCCUUCGUGGGACUGUCCCCAAGACCCACAUGAGCGUGCUUCUCAGUGCUGAUGACAGAAGGAAGCAUAAGCAAAAUGUUAAAAAGAUCGGUGUUUCCCUUUUGAAAACAUCAGAAUGCCAAAGAUGAAUGGAUGUGUAGUGAUCUUCAUUUAAACGGUCACAAGAAGUAUAAGUUUUUGAGAGGUAGCCAUGAGGAGCUUGAAGUGAAAUGCUUCUUCACAAAAGUUGUGCAAUAAAAAUAGGUUAUAAUGAAUAGUGCUAAUAACUUUAUGGAAAUACAGCUGAUGAGAAAGCUGCUGAAGGUAAGGUUUGCUAAUACGUGAAACAUGACACUUUUAACCACUGAGCAUUCCACAGUGACUAUUGUUUUACUUCCACAAACCUUAUUUCUUUUGAGAUAAAGCCUCACUAUAUAGUUCAGGCUGGCCUUGAACUCACUAUGUAGCCCGGGAUGUCCUUGAACUUCUGGUGAUCCUCCUGCCUCAGAAACCUUAUUUCUAUAUUUAAUGUAAAAUUUCUCCUGUCAUUUGAUGUUUGAUUGGGAGUGGCUUGGUUGCUUCCGAGAAUGCAUUGUACUUUCUUGAGGAUUCAGGUGUUACCUUCCUGUCUUUGAUGUGAGGCAGUUAAAAAUGUGAGGGCCUUGUGGACAGCUCCAGGAUCUGUACUCCUUGAAUUGCUGUGGUGUAGAGCAUUCAAAGCAGGGAGCUGCAGCCUCUUGCUGUAGGCAGGUAUGGUUCUUCCAUGCAGAUCUUUAUGGUACAGUCGUCAGUGGGGUGAGUGGGAAUUACCAAUUAAGGUGUCUUUAAGCUUGUGAAUAAAGGAGAGAAGGAAACCUGAUGAAUACCAGGUCUCCUGAAUGAAGCUUAGUUGUGGACCUUCUGCGAACAGCCUUUGGUUGCACCUGCUAUUUGAAAAGCAAACACUUUUGCAUGUGUUAUACGUAUCUAGCAGCCUAUGCUGGGCUGUACUGUGCUGUGCACCAGCCUAGUGGGUCUCCAGCCCUGUUAAUAGCAGAACAUGUUUUGCCAGUACACUCAGGGCCACAAACACUGCCCACAUCUUAGAAACACCGCACCCCAUCAGGGAUCGCACAUGAGGCACAACAGCGAGUAUCCUACAGAUUCUUUCCUCUUUAAAUUUGAAACUAGAUUGAUUGUGCCUCUGAUGUUGUAGUAAUAAACGUAGUGUGGUUCUUGUUUCAAAAAAAUUCCUUAAGCCCUGGUGUGGAGGCGGGACACUGCCAAGGGUGCUGGAGUGGCUAGUGACCCUUUGGUGCAGGCGGUGCCGCUGUGCCAAUGCUGCUCUCGUGCAUGGUGCCACUCUUCACAAGGUGCAGUUGGUUCCAUCCUGGUGUUUGUUGUCGGUAACCGGUCACUUGUUUUUUAAUCACCUUUAUUUUGGUGCCAGAUGUUGCUUGAUGGAGCUUGUUACUCUAUGUUUUGGGAAGGUAAGCGGGUCCAUAUUUUUUCUUUGCCUUGAAAUGAAUGAACUAGGAAGAUUGUAUUUACUUCUGCUUACUGUUUUAAGUACAUGUUUAAUGAGAUAAACUAUAAAAUACCUGGUUUUGUGUAUUAUGUGUACAUUUGGUUUUAAAAUAGCCUUUCCAAAGAAAUGAGGGCAUGAUUAUUGUACAGUACUGUGACUGAUAUAGUUGGAUGUACAGAGCAGAAUGUGUUCUUCAGGAUAAAAAUAUUUAACGGCACUUUUUCUUGUAUUUUGAUCUUUUGUUUCUAAAAUACUCCAACACCUUACAAAGUGCUAGGUAGGUGAUAGUGACCCACCUGGUUGCUAAAUGAAUAUUUGUUUAAAUCUA